UGAAUAUAUAAUUACGUGGACGAAUACACGUUCCACAUUUCUUAUUUUCAAUGCGAAUAUAUACAACAACGUUGUAAUCUUUCUAUAAAACCUCAUCACUUGAGUGCAUUUGAUGUAAUAAAUUAAACACAAAAACAAAACCUCAACUCAUGUCUAGCCAGAGAGAAGUACGAUGCCGUUGCGGUAGAUGGAUGUGGGCUCCACCGGGCGCCGGUGCUAUCCAAUGCUCAACUUGCCAUACCGUAACGCAGCUCCACUCGCUCGUUGAUGCACUGCGUGGUGCGCACCGCAUGAUUUAUGGGCUUCAACAGCUACGUAGACAAUAUCAACAACCGCCACAGAUGAUGAUGGCUCAACGUUCACCACCACAGAUGAUGGUGGCUCAACGGUCACCACCACAGAUGAUGGUGGCUCAACGGUCACCACCACAGAUGAUGGUGGCCCAACUGUCACCACCACCACCGCCUAGGUUGCUCGAGGCUCUUCCCUCGCCGUUUGGGAAGAAGAGAGCGGUUCUAUGCGGCGUGAACUAUAGAGGGAAAAGCUAUAGCUUGAAAGGUUGCAUUAGUGAUGCAAAGUCCAUGAGAUGUUUCUUGGUUCAGCAUAUGGGUUUCCCUGUUGAAUCUAUUCUCAUGCUCACAGAAGAUGAAGCCUGUCCGCAGAAAAUACCAACUAAAAGAAACAUGAGAAAGGCGAUGAGAUGGUUAGUUGAAGGAAACAGAGCAAGAGACUCACUUUUCUUCCACUACUCUGGUCAUGGAGCUCAGCAAAAGGACUACGAUGGAGAUGAAAUCGACGGUCAAGAUGAAGCCUUGAUCCCUUUAGACCAUGAGACAGAAGGAAAAAUCAUCGAUGACGAGAUUAACGAGAUACUCGUGAGGCCAUUAGUCCAUGGAGCUAAGCUUCACGCUGUGAUAGACGCAUGUAACAGUGGGACUGUCCUUGAUUUACCCUUCGUUUGUAGGAUGGAGACCAAUGGUUCUUAUGACUGGGAGCAUCAAGGAUUUGGGAGAAUUUACAAAGGAACAGAUGGUGGAGGAGCCUUCUGUUUCAGUGCUUGUGAUGAUGAUGAAGCCAGUGGUUACACUCCUGUGUUCACGGGGAAGAACGCAGGAGCCAUGACUUAUAGCUUCAUAAAUGCGGUGAAAACAGCUGGACCAGCACCAACGUAUGGUCAGCUGCUUAACCUUAUGUGUUCUGCGAUACUCGAGGCCCAGUCUCGACUCACCUACACAGACUCCGAUGAGUCCUCGGAGCCACUACUAACAUCAUCAGAGAAAUUCAACAUAUACGCGACAAAGUUUGCGCUCUGAAGGCAAAAAUACAAAUCCCUUAAUCUGCAAAUAACUCGGAACGUUGUCCACAUUUACACCUACCUUCUAUAUGUCUGAAGCAAACUUGUGAAAGCUUCGAAAACCUCUUCUUUGUAUUAUGAAGCUAUGAUUAGUAAUAUAUAAGGGAAUAACUGAUUCAUUAUAUUCACUGAAUACAAAAUGAAGGUGUAUAGAGAAGAAUCUAAUAGUUAUGAGCUUCAGUAUAUUAGGCCCAUUAUGUGCCAACUUCUCUUUCUUUCUUUUUAAUAGACUGGCAUAUUAUUGAACCU
Messenger RNA from Brassica napus (rape), 1603 nucleotides. RefSeq names its product metacaspase-3-like. The transcript has 4 exons. The record is from RefSeq and is a predicted model, not a curated record. NCBI's taxonomy places the organism in Eukaryota, Viridiplantae, Streptophyta, Magnoliopsida, Brassicales, Brassicaceae. Gene Ontology annotation, molecular function: cysteine-type endopeptidase activity. Gene Ontology annotation, biological process: proteolysis. The coding region runs from base 150 to 1313 and encodes 387 amino acids.